Aureobasidium pullulans EXF-150 is the source of this 596-nucleotide messenger RNA. RefSeq lists its product as uncharacterized. Lineage: Eukaryota; Fungi; Ascomycota; Dothideomycetes; Dothideales; Saccotheciaceae. The transcript has a single exon. The record is from RefSeq and is a predicted model, not a curated record. Bases 130 to 315 code for a protein of 61 amino acids.
AUCAUCACUACUACAUCAUAUCAAGAGCUCAGCAGAACAUCAAAAGCCAUCACUCUUCAUCACAGACCACCAUCGACAUUCCAGACAUCUCAAUCUCAAAUCAAUCAUCACCUCAAAACAACUCCAAACAUGUACAUUCAAGCAAUCAUGGGACGCGGCGGCUACAACCGCAACUCAACCAUCACCCUAGGCCGCGGAGGCUACAACCGCGAUGUCAAAACCAGCGGCAUCAGCAGACCCAACAACCCAUCCAGCUUGACCGUCCGCUCUGCCCGCUCCGCCGACAAGGAUGAUGGCAGAGGUGGUUACAACUAAACACCUUCGACCUUUUUCCGACAUCGCUGGUGGUGCUGGUCGCUCGCCGGCAACAAAAUUGCAUAUAAAUGGCGUUGAGGGAGCAUUUCAACUUUCGUUUGCAGCAUUGGGUGGUGUUUAUUCGGGCAUUUUCGACAUACUACACGCAUGGUCUUCGACGACAUAUACACGGCAGGGCAUUCCUUUGAAAACCAGCAUUUCGAUUGUUUUUUUUGUUCAUAGCAUUGCAUCAGUGGCGUUGGGGGGUAGCGAUCAGAUUGGUGCGGUAAUAGGAGGCAGAG